This is a messenger RNA of Ruditapes philippinarum (Manila clam), 2565 nucleotides long. RefSeq lists its product as uncharacterized. Lineage: Eukaryota; Metazoa; Mollusca; Bivalvia; Venerida; Veneridae. The record is from RefSeq and is a predicted model, not a curated record. Bases 1 to 1221 code for a protein of 406 amino acids. The transcript is spliced from 6 exons.
AUGGGCAAAAAUGGGGAAAAGCCGGGCUUUUGCAAGAAUUCAGCACCUCCUCAACAGACCCAAGUAACAGUUCAGCAGUUACAUCAGGCUGGAUUUACAAACUCUGCCCCACCAUCAUCCUGUAACAUUGGCCAACAUUCCAGCGUUCAUUAUACUACAAGAAAAGAACAUCUCGGCACACUGAUAACUCCUACUUCAAACUGUACUUGUAGUAACCCUAAGACAAAUGGUGCAGACAAUUCUAGUCAGUCUCAAAGGUAUAAAGUGAUUGCGGGACAACUUUCACGGACUAAUACUAGCUAUGAGCUCAGGCAUGACAACUCUGAUAACUCUAGUGAAUGUGGGGACUUGCGUUACAGAACUCCAAGUCGACGAACUAAUUCUGCCUCAUCAUCUAGGAGUAGAACUAUAACAGGGAAAUCUCCAACUAAAAUCACUGUGCCUGCAAACCCUAACUCUCGUGCAUAUCCAGUUCAAGCUCUUACUAUUGCUUUGAAGGCUGGAUACCAGAGACAACAAAAUGGAAAAGCUGAUGUUUGUCCUUCGCCUAAACCCCUCGAUAACCUUAACUGUGUAGCUCCUGAAAAACAGCCAGCAGCAAUAGAUAGGAAGAAUGUAGACCGCAAUUUAGAGCUAGCACUGAAAGUGCAUAGUCUGAAUGACCUACUUACAACAAAUGAGGUUCCACUCCGGGGUUACGCAUUACCAAAAAGUAUGCCCCCAAAUCCUAACCCCAAUAAUAAAAGUUUAAAAAGCCAUCCAGAAUUGGACGGGUUAACAUGGGCAGAAAAAUUAGAAGUUUUACGAUCGGUGAACAAAAAGCGCGAUAAGCCGAAGACUAAACAACGCAAAUUGAAAUACGUUAAAGCCGACCCUAACGACCCUCUCUACAUGUGGGCUUUUGAACAGGAUCAAUUGUAUGAACAGCGUAGAAUAAAGCACCUCGUUGAGCAGGCUCGUAUAAAGGGAGGGAAGCACUUUGACUGGGUCUAUGAAGCUCAGGUUAAAGCACAGGAGAUAGACUGGGACACAACCGAUAAACGUUCCGAACGUGAUGUACCGGGUAGCGGAAACUCUACAGAUGAUGAUGAUUGUGAGGAAGAGGCAGCAGGGGACAAAAAUCUUGGGAAAUAUGGAAUAAAUGUACCUCCUAAACAAGUUAACAGAAGGCUUUUUAAUGUUCAUAAAGUUAACAGGUCGAAAACCUACAUUGCACCUUAAGUUAUGUUAAAAAGACACAACACUUUAAAUCUUUUUUAAUCUGUUGAAUUUGUGUGAUGGAUUUAUCCAGCUUUAAUUUGAUUUGUCCCUUCAAAGUUUGAGAGAUUUUAAAUUUUUAUUAUUCAAAUCAAGAAAAGAGCUACAUGUACAACAGUAUAGAGCUUGGUCAGGCUGCAUUGGAUAAUGCUCUAUAGUUGUGACUAAGGUUAAUCACUUAUGGUUAACAGCAGUUGGGCUAUAGUAUACACUUGUGCUGAACAUUCUAGAAGUUCUUUAAUUAUUUUAUUUCACCCUUGACCUGCUGAAUUUCUUAAAUGGACUUGUCCAGCUUCCAUAUUUUGGGAACUGUCCAUUAUCAAUUAUAGGGAUAUCAAAAUGAAAAUUUAAAGGCCAGUCAGCAUUAUAGAAUUUGGUCAGGCUGAAAGGAAGGAGGUUCAGGCUGACCUGGCUCUAUACUGGUGGCAAAGGUUAAUAACUUUUGAUUCCAGUAGGUUAUGGGUUAAAGGAUUUGUGGCUCAAGCAAUAGGCAGCAGUCUGUGUCCUGAAAAUUGUUGAAAAUUCAUCAAUGCUGGAACCACAAAGAUAUAUUGUAAGCCUUUGCCAAGUUAAAACAGCCUGCAGGCAAGCCAGCCUGUACACCCAGUUUGUCAGACAUAAGGCUCUUAUCUGUAACGAUAGCUCAAUUUUUGUAUUUUGCCAUAAAGUAGCUAAUCUGCAGUAGCUAAAGACAUUACCCAAAAAUGCCAGGAAAUAUUAUAACAAUGAAAUACUAUAGUAAUGGUUUUCGAUUAAAAUGAUACUACUCUUGAAAAUUAAUAAUCCAAGUCCUUGAAACCUGGUUACUAAAAUAAUGUAUAAUGACCACUGACCUUUAAAGCCAGUUACUUCUUACAUUGAAAAUUAAUGACCCCUGACCUUGAGAACGUGAUAAUAACAUUUUCUGUGAUAUUCAUGAUGUGACAAUCAUAAUGUAUUUUUUUUAAAGCAAACACCUUUAGAUAUGUUGUUGUUUUAUGAAAACUUUCUUAUUGUUAUAAUGAGAUAAAUUAUUGUCAAAAUUGUUGUAAUUUUCUCCUACUGCUUGGUCCUAUUUAUCACGCUUAAUAUCUUAAAAUGAAUUGCCCAUCUUUCAUGUUGGACAAAACCAUUUAUCAUUUUUAGGGAAAAUUACAAAAUAUGCACUGCUUAUAUGACUGAAAUACUGUUGGGAAAAGGCGUAAAAUGAAACAAACAAACAAACAAAAACAAAAUAUGCACAGACUGAAAAUUGAACAGUGCAGACCAUGGUUAGAUGUCACAGAUUGUGUCGUCUGCUGAUUUGGUCCGCACUGGUCACGUAGUCAG